This is a messenger RNA of Brassica napus (rape), 1137 nucleotides long. Its product is annotated as protein PHR1-LIKE 3. Lineage: Eukaryota; Viridiplantae; Streptophyta; Magnoliopsida; Brassicales; Brassicaceae. The record is from RefSeq and is a predicted model, not a curated record. Gene Ontology annotation, molecular function: DNA-binding transcription factor activity; DNA binding. The coding region runs from base 165 to 1022 and encodes 285 amino acids. The transcript is spliced from 6 exons.
GUUUUUUAAUCUGAAAAAGUUGUCCGAAUGUAACUAGCUCGUCUCAUCGCUGUCUUAAAAGUUCAGGAUUGGACCCGGCCUGACCCGUAUAGGAACCGAAUACGGAAUACCCAUCUCGGCACUGCCAGAAAUCUGCAUCACAUUCCCCGGGAAAAGAAAAGAAAAUGUACUCGGCGAUUCGGUCGUCGCUUCCGCUGGAUGGCAGCAUGGGAGAGUAUUCCGACGGAACCAACCUUCCCGUCGACGCCUGCUUGGUCCUAACAACUGACCCCAAACCCCGCCUUCGCUGGACUUCGGAGCUCCAUGAGCGAUUCGUCGACGCCGUCACCCAGCUCGGCGGACCCGACAAAGCAACGCCCAAAACGAUAAUGAGAACGAUGGGGGUGAAGGGUCUCACUCUCUACCACCUCAAAUCUCAUCUUCAGAAAUUCCGCCAGGGGAGGCAAUUAUGCAAAGAAUCAACUGAAAACUCUAAGGAUGUUUCUUGUGCUGCGGAGAGUCAAGACACAGGUUCAUCUUCAACGUCAUCCUUAAGAUUGGCUGCCCAGGAACAGAAUGAGAGUUACCAGGUUACUGAAGCUUUGCGUGCCCAGAUGGAAGUCCAAAGAAGACUACACGAGCAACUAGAGUAUGGGCAGGUUCAACGGCGACUACAGCUCAGGAUCGAGGCACAGGGGAAGUAUCUUCAAUCAGUUCUAGAGAAGGCUUGCAAGGCUAUAGAGGAUCAAGCUGUUGCGUUCGCUGGGCUAGAAGCAGCUAGAGAAGAGCUUUCAGAGCUAGCCAUAAAGGUCUCCAAUGGGAGCCAAGUCCCAUUCCACACAACCAAAAUGACGGUUCCGUCCUUAUCCGAGCUUGCUGUAGCGAUAGAGCACAAGAACAACUGUUCAGCAGAGAGUUCGCUGACUUCAAUCCCGGUUUCAGCUACUUUGAUGAAGAGGCAUAGGGGUGUGUUUAGAAACGGAGAAAGCGUUGUUGUGGGUCAUGAAACUGGCUGGGUUAUGCCUAGUAGUAGCCUUGGAUGAAGGUAGAGAGGCCAGAUUUUAGAUAAUUUGCUUUCUUCUCGUAAUUUAAACUUGAAAACUGUCAGCUAAUGUAUAAAUUUGUUGAAGCUCUAGUGUCUCCUUUAGUUUUGGUGUA